Messenger RNA from Pygocentrus nattereri (red-bellied piranha), 3053 nucleotides. It is a transcript of the gene cplx4c, whose product is annotated as complexin 4c. Gene Ontology annotation, cellular component: terminal bouton; SNARE complex. Bases 194 to 673 code for a protein of 159 amino acids. The record is from RefSeq and is a predicted model, not a curated record. Gene Ontology annotation, molecular function: syntaxin binding. NCBI's taxonomy places the organism in Eukaryota, Metazoa, Chordata, Actinopteri, Characiformes, Serrasalmidae. Gene Ontology annotation, biological process: synaptic vesicle exocytosis; regulation of neurotransmitter secretion; neurotransmitter transport. The transcript is spliced from 3 exons.
CCCAGCUCCUCUCACACCUUCAGUUCUACACCUCCAGUGGUGCAAAUGCUUAACGAGAAGAAAGUGUUUCUCUGUUUCUCCAUCCAUCACCAAGAGCUGGGCUAGGCUGAGCUUUCAGUCAGUUUGGGCCGCCUUGAGGCCAUAGUCAUACGUGACCUCUCCAGAUUGUAGUUCUGUCCACUGCACCUGAAUCAUGGCUUUCUUAAUGCAGCAGAUGAUGGGGGAUAAGUUGAAGAACUUUAUGGGUGGAGGAGGGGAGGACUCUGGGGCGUCCGGAGGGGACGGAAAAGAGACGGCCGAGUCUAAAGGAAUGACCCGAGAAGAGUUUGAGGAGUACCAGAGGCAACUGGUGGAGGAGAAGAUUCAGAGGGAUAAGGAGUUUGCUUCAAGGAAGGCAGAAAGGGCUAAUCUGAGAGUGCUGCUAAGAGACAAAUACAGACUUCCACAGAGUGCACAAGAUGAUGCCACUGUCCAGAUGGCGGGAGAUGACAUCGACGUGCCUGAGGAGCUGGCCAAGAUGGUGGAUGAGGAUGAGGAGCAAGAGGAGAAAAAUGACUCCUUCAUGGCCAAACUCCAAAACAUGGAUGUGGACUUUGAGACGAUCAAAACCACAGCUCAGACCACUAUGACAGAGGUGAAGCAAGCGGCUGAAGAGAAAUGUGUCCUGAUGUGAAAGUCUCUACUGCUGACCCUUUAAAUUGGCAAGCUGAUAAGGAGUCUAAUGAAGAAUCAAUAGCAGGUUCUCCCUCCUUAGACUUGCGCUUCUUAACUGCUUAACUACUUUUCGUAUCAGUCGAAUUGUGCAAAUUCCAAUGUGUUUGCAGUUGUCAGGGGCAACUGGACCUGAAGUUUUUAUGUUUGCAUAGAAAAAUAUGUAUGGGGACUACAAAACACGUGCAUAAAAACUGAAUAAUUUUGAAUUUAUGAAGCAGUAAUUGAGCAUUUAUAACCACUUUAGUAGUUUAGUUUGUUAGUAACCACAAUAUGACAUAAGAUGUUCUAUGAGGCAAGUAACAAACAUUGACAUAAGGGACCUUAAACUAAAGUGAUGGACAUUUGUUCUAUUUAUAACCCUAUUAUGCAGUAUAAAUUCUAAGUAAUGGAACUUAGAAGUUUAUAUCAAUUCUACAAAGUUCUAUACAGUCAAUACAAUGUCAUUUAUUUCUGCUUAUGGUAUCUUGUGAUUACUGGCAUAAGGUGUUCAUAAAAACUCAAGGAUUGCUUCAUAAAUAUGUUAUCAAAUGCUUAUGCAUGUGUUAUGACAUCCUUAUGUAGGUAGAUGUCACUGAAAAAUGUCCAUGACAUCUAGGAUUAAAUGAAGGCUUUUUGCUGCAGGUACUCAUAUGCAGAUUAAACCUAAGCUUGCAUUAAAUGAUGAAUCACCAUUUGCAUUGCAAUUUAGUCCAAGAUUGGGUUUAUUGCAUGUGUGGAAAAUCAGUCCAGGUGGACACAGUUCUGCACUUUGGCUUUUCUGGUAAAUGAGUGAACUUAACAAACCAUUACAAUCUGAUUAGACCCAAACUUAAGAAACAAAACAAUAAAUGCCAAAAGGCCAAAAAAAGGCAAAAAAUUGCAGUGCAGUUUUUCAAUCCAGCCCUCAAUGUGCAGGGCCAUUUCUGAACAUUUGGAGGCUCUCCACCUACAGUAGCACCAAAAAGUAUUCAGACACUUUUAACUUUAAUGAAGUUCUCUAGGUUACUUUAUAAAAUGUUCAACAAAUUAAUAUGUGAUGUGAUUAAAAGAUGAUCUUUGUGUGGAGAAAGUCUGGAGAAGAACUCCAACCAGACUGCACUAAUACUGUAAAGCACAGAGGUGGUAUUGUCAAAGUCUGGGGCUGUUUAUCUUACAGUGAUGUCACUUAGCUUGUGGUCAUUGGUGAGAUCAUGAACUCAGAAGCAUACAAAAGAAUCUUGGAUUCAAACCUGCUGAGCUUUAAAAAAAAAGAACAACGUGAAACACAUUAGCCCCAAAAAAUAAAGACUUAUAAUGUAAUAAAUGCUAGUUAAUUUGAAUUUAACAUUUGAAUGGAAUUAAUGCAUUUUUAAAAUGUGACACAAAUGUCCCAGUACAUUUGGGGGCCACUGUAUUUUGAUCAUAGAAUUUUGGAUAUAAGAAUCAAGCAUUACUAAAGUAACUGUGAUAAGGACAAACAGAAACACAUUAUGACUAAAUGCUAAGCUGAACACAUUUAAGCCAUAAAUAACUUCAGUUGUAUACAAAAGUUUAGGCACCCCUGGUCAAAUGACAUGUUUUUCUGAUUGUCUGAGUGAAAGAAAGCUGGCACAUCCUCUACAGUGAAUACAAUUAGGUUAAAUUAGCUGAAUUUAACAUAUUGGAAAAAAACAAAGCUUAAAAUGAGGCCUGUGCAAAAGUUAUGGCACAUUAUAUUUUAUGUUUUUUUUUUCAAUAUAUGAUACUUAACAGAUAAAUAGACAUUAUGUAAUAAUAUUUGCAAAAUAUUUGCAAAACUUUACAAAAUGUCAUACUUGUGUGUUCUUAGUAAAAGUUAUGUUAUAACUUAUAUAUAAGUUAUAACUUAUAAGUUGUGUUAUAGAAAAUCAACAAAACAAUUUGAAUGAGGAGAAAUAGAAACUUUAAACAGCUGUAGCUAAAUAAUUUAGACAUGACUGGACAGAAAUCAUUGGAACUCUAUUCUGAUCCAUUAUAUUCUUCCUUUUGGAAGCACUCAGGACAGUUACACUGGGAACAGAAUGAAAACCGUGGCAUGCUGGAGGUCUUAAUAGUCUUAAUAGAAUGUAAAUAGAAUAUAAGACAUAAGGCUAAUGUUGCUGCCUCUGCCUUUAUUAUUUUUUAGCAUUACUUUGCAAUGAACUGUAUUUUCAUGUUGUUAAUAGCUAAACAUUCUUAGUAAAAUAAUAUUAUGUAUUAUUAUGUGCUAACCAAAGUCAUUUUUCCACAGCUGCGCAGUUUGUUUUAUUUGAUAUAUUUCUGUGUUGCUGAUACAAAGCGUGAAUAUUUAUGCUGGAUGCACUGUACUUUGUAGCAGCCUCUGUUCAACAGUAUUUACUUCAAUAAAAGUGCUACAGAUAGAA